Messenger RNA from Helianthus annuus (common sunflower), 1494 nucleotides. RefSeq names its product putative pentatricopeptide repeat-containing protein At1g12700, mitochondrial. Lineage: Eukaryota; Viridiplantae; Streptophyta; Magnoliopsida; Asterales; Asteraceae. The record is from RefSeq and is a predicted model, not a curated record. The transcript has a single exon. The coding region runs from base 1 to 1494 and encodes 497 amino acids. Gene Ontology annotation, molecular function: protein binding.
AUGGGUAUUCCUACUGAUCUUUAUACAAUCAACAUAGCUAUUAACUGUCAUUGUCGGUUGAAUCAAGUUUCUUACGGUUUUGCCUUCUUAGCCACUGUUUUCAAGCAAGGUAAUCCACCCGAUUCGACCACCUAUAACACUCUCAUAAACGGGCUUGUUCUAGCCGAUCGGGUCUUUGAAGCUGUUGAGUUAUUCAAGAAACUACUUAGAGAGAAAAUUUGUGAGCCUGAUCAGUUUAUGUAUGGAACCGUUAUUAACGGGCUCUGUAAAGUAGGUCACACUAGCAAGGCCCUUGAAUUGCUGACGGUUAUGGAAUCAGGCUCUUGUAAACCAUGUGUACAUCAUUACAGUACAGUCAUUGAUAGCCUCUGCAAAGAUCGAAUGGUUGAUAAUGCGUUAGAACUGUUUACCAAAAUGACUGAAAAGGGUGUCCGUGCAAACGUUAUCACUUACAAUUCUUUGAUUCGGGGUCUAUGUAACUUUGGUAGAGAGACAGAAGCUGCAAAAAUGUUGAUAGAUAUGGAGGAGGAAGGGGUAUCUCCCGGAGCGUAUACGUUUAAUAUCUUGGUGGAUUCUUUUUGCAAGAAAGGAUGCGUAAAAGAUGCAGAGCUUGCUGUACAAGCAAUGGUGCGAAGAGGACUAAAUCCAGACGUAAUCACUUAUAACGCACUAGUCGAUGGAUAUUGUUUACGUGGUGAAAUAGAUGAAGCGGAGAACGUUAUAGAUCGUAUGAUGGAGAAGGAUAUCGUGCCCGACAUCAUCACAUAUAGCAGUCUGAUAAAUGGAUAUUGUAAGAAGAAGCAAAUCGAUAAGGCCAGGCAUCUCUUUCAAGAAAUCCAAGACAAGGGUUUGAUUCCGGACGUUAUUACUUACAAUAGCAUGUUACAAGGUUUGUUUGAAUCAGGGAAUCCUGCAACGGCUAGAGAACUCUUUAACAAGAUGCAAGCAAAGGGACAUGCUCCCGAUAUAUGCACCUAUCGUAUCGUAUUCCAUGGUAUGUGCAACAACUUUCAGUGUUCUGAUGCAUUGGCUCUCUUCCGUUCGUUGGGAAGCAACGAAUUGAUGAAAGAUGUACGGUUGUAUACUAUAUUGAUUGACGGUUGUAGCAAAUGUGGGAAGCCUAACUUGGGUUUGGAUUUGUUUGAUGAACUUUUAUUGAAAGGAUUGAAACCAACUAUUAGGACCUAUACUGUGAUGGCACGUGUAUAUUGCCGAGAAGGGUUAUUGGUUAAAUGUAAAGAAAUGGUUAGAAAGAUGGAAGAUAAUGGUUGUUUGCCGGAUAGCGUCACGUACAAUGUCAUUGUUCAAGAGUUGAUGAAGCAAAACGGGUGUGAAGAGGCUGCGGUUUUUCUGGAAGAAAUGAUUAACCGAGGUUUCUUUCCGGAUUCUACUACUUUUUCGAUGGUGCUACACCUAAUUCCAAAUGUAGGAAAAGAAUCUCGUAUGCGAACGAUCGUUCAAAAGCUUAUAAGUGUAGAAAGAAAAGAUUCUUGA